Molecule: messenger RNA, 867 nt
Organism: Fusarium musae
Lineage: Eukaryota; Fungi; Ascomycota; Sordariomycetes; Hypocreales; Nectriaceae
Exons: 1
Coding region: 1-867 (288 amino acids)
Molecular function (GO): hydrolase activity
Source: RefSeq, a predicted model, not a curated record
AUGGAUGCCUUAAAUCGUGUCUCAGAAUAUCUCUUCGGCCCUGCGAUUCCUCAUCGAGAACCAUGUGGCCGAGCAGUACAGAUCAUGUCGGAUCUUCAUCUCGAGCUGAAUCGACAAUACGCAACGUUUGACUUUCCUGUCAAAGCACCUUUUCUCAUUCUUGGUGGUGAUAUAGGCCGUUUAGUCGACUACGACAUGUUUCUUCCUUUCCUCGCACGCCAAACAGAACGCUUCGAGAAGGUUUUCCUGGUUCUUGGCAACCAUGAGUUCUAUGAGAUGAGCUAUGAGGACGGUAUCGAAAAGGCGAGGCAGCUGGAGAAAGAAGUGUCUCUGAAGGGAAAACUUGUGAUCCUAGAUCGAAAUCGCUGGGAUGAUCCGGAUUCGAAACUCACAAUUAUCGGCGUAACAUUGUGGUCGAACAUCCAUUCUUCAGCAGCUGAGACCGUUGCCCUCCGAGUAUCAGACUACAAACUCAUCAAAGACUGGACUGUAGCCAAGCACAACGAGUGUCAUGCCCGGGAUCUCGCCUAUCUCACAGAGACGAUAUCCGAACUCAACAACCUUCCAGCAGAAUCUCAGAGAAAUGUCUUGGUAGUGACGCACCACGCACCCUGUGUGAAAGGGUCUUCGAGACCAGAACAUGCGAAUGCACCGUACAAGACGGCGUUUUCGACGGAUGUUAUCCAGGCGAGGGAGUUUAUGCGUGGAGUGCAGGUUUGGAUGUUUGGUCACACGCAUUAUACGACUGAGUUUAAGAAGGGUGGUGUGAAGGUUGUUGCGAAUCAGAGGGGGUAUGUUUUGGGUUACAAGGGGCCGACACUGGAGAAUACAAGGGGUUUUGACGACGAGAGAGUUGUAGAGUUGUGA